GGCAGCCACUUUGGACACAUUCCUUGCAUGCUUUUGGACAAAGAAGAUGCUUGCAAAAGAAACGUUCAGGCUUCGCAUUGAUUGAAUGGUUUUUGUACUGUAGUAUAAGGUAAUAGCUCUGUUUAUCAAGAUCAACAAGAUAUUCAUCGUUUGUUUGUAGAUUUUUGCAAGAUUGAGUACAACAGCAAACAAUGACACUCAGCUAUAGUCUACAACGGAUUGUUUUGUGCUUUUUGGUACUGUGUGGAAUUGCUUUAGGACAAGAGCCGGCACAGAACUGCACUACCUUAACUUGUAGCUGUGGUACCUGUUGUCUUCAGGUGGAUGAAAACUCACCUGCAGGAACAUCUGUCGGCUUCGCAACUAUCCAUCCAGAUUUAUCGAUGGGAGGUCCAGAAUUUACCAUACAGGAUGUCAACUUUGUGAUCAACAGUGUUACUGGAGAAAUAAGUGUAGCAGACAAUGCCACACUUGAUGCAGAUGUUGGGGAUAGAGGCACAUCCACUUGUAAUGGACUUGGGAUAAUGGGCAACUUUUUUGGCGUUGGUAUACUUGAUGUAAACGACGAACAACCUAUGUUUCGCAGUGAUCGCAUAGAGAUAACAAUUCCUGAAACUACUGAUUCUGUUCUCAUGAUAAACUGUAUGACAGUGAGAUCCAUAUUGACCAAUCUGCUAGCAACGGAUGGCGACAAGAUUGGCAACAAUUCCGAAAUCUCCUAUUCAAUACCUAACAGCAGUAUUUUCAGUAUAUCUAACCCAACUUCAAGCCCUCCCUGCAUCCAAAACAGCAUUCCAUUAGACCGGGAUGCCCCUGACUAUGAACCAUACGAAUUCACCCUGGUUGCAACUGAUGGUGGCGUCCCACCACUCAGCUCCAGUGUCACCGUGGUUAUGUCUCUAGCGGGUGUGAAUGAGUUUCCUCCGAUUCUACCAAUGGAAAAGAAUUUUGUAGUAUUGGAGAAUCGCACAGCAGGAUUUGAAAUUCACCAGUUUAUUGCCACUGACGAUGAUAUUUUUGAUGACCCACAGAGCUUUACGUAUGAAAUCACCUCAAGAGACAUGACUGCUAACUGUCCAUUUGUACUCAACAGGACAACUGGAGUUCUAUCUCUUGGAGAUUCUGGAUCGAUUGAUGCUGGAGUUUCAUGUACUUACACAAUUACAGUGACUGAUAUGGAUGGAUUGACUGGAGCUAGAGAAGUCACAAUAACUGUCACUGAUGUCAAUGAGCCAGCAACGUUAUCAGGGAAUCCUUCAAGGACACUUACAGUGUCAGAAAAUCAAGAACCAGAUGGCAACACUCUACACUUCAUUAUUGUUCAAGAUAACGAUAUAUACUACAAUAACAAUUCAUUUGAGAUUUUAUCCGGAGGUCAAUAUUUUAAUAUAUCAGAACGAGUCAUUAAUCCGACUACUAUCGCCUUUGACAUUCGUCUCAUAGCCACCAUCGACCGUGAAAAUUUCACUGGAGAGAACUUUACCAUUCGACUGAUAGAGGAGGGAGUGCCACAAUUGUCUGAUCAAGAGCUGACCUUCCUUAUUAAUGUGACUGAUGUGAACGAUAAUAAACCAUUCUUAAGUAUAGAAACAAUAGAUAUUGUAGAAGGAGGGACAGGUUUUGAGGACAGAAUUAUGCUUGAUAACUAUGUUGUCGAUGCUGAUGAAGGAAUAAACGCACAAGUAAGUGAGAUAAUACUGGUAUCAGCAGCUGGCUCUGAGGAUAUUACACGCCUCUUCAUCGAUUUCAAUGGCAACUCAGCAUUAUUGGGCCCUGAGAGAACAUUGACGGUGCCUCCCCUCGAUCGAGAAACAGUAGGCCGUAUUGUGACCAUCAAUGUUGACAUCAUAGACAGUGGAAGUCCACAAUUGAACAGAAUCUCCACUUUCACUUUGAUAAUACUGGACCUCAACGAUAAUGCACCUCAAUUUGAAGCUUUGACCUAUUCUUUCAGCAUUAGUGAGAACGAGGCACCAAAAAUGGUUGGCCAAGUAAUGGCAACUGAUCCGGAUUACCAAGAAAACGGGACUAUAAUCUAUCAAAUAGAUUCCAAUCACUUUUCGAUUGACCAAGACGGACGAAUAUCGAGUCUUCGUAGCUUUGAUAGGGAAGCUGUAUCACAGUAUAUUCUAGUUGUGAAUGCUCGAGACAAUGCAACAAUGCCAAGGUAUGCAACCGCUCAAGCCAUGGUAAUGAUCACUAUACUGGACGUGGACGACAAUCCUCCCGUGUUUACUGAUCCAAAUAUGGAAACAUUUAGUGUUGAUAUCAACUCCCCUGUUGGUGCUGAAGUAGGUACUGUGGUAGCCACUGAUCCGGAUGAUGGCGUUAAUGCUGAAAUUGUUUAUGAAUUAACGGACACCAAUUCAAUGAGCAUACACCCUGUGACAGGAGUAAUAACUUUACAAGUGAUACAAGAUUCAGAAACCAGUUUCAAUCUUACCGUUACUGCAAGCUCAACAACUGGUACAGCCAGUGCAAGUAAGCAAGUGCACAUUGUUGUAUUUGCUCCAGUUCUUUCCCAAAUGGAUAUCGUUAUUAUCGGAGCUGCUGGAGGGACAAUCGUUGCUAUGGUGAUACUCGUGAUUAUUGCGGCCCUUUGUUAUUGUGGUUGCCAGCGACGAAAAGGCAAAUACAACGUAAAGAAUAACAAAACACAUCUCAAUAACCAUCCCGAAAGAAUCAACUCGAUUGCCAAACCAAUCUUAAAGUCUGUGCCUGCAGCAGCCAAUGGAAGUAUAGGAAGUAGGGACAGAGUACAGGUCAAGUUUAGCGACAGAGUAGACGAAACUCACUACGAUCGACAAGGGGCUGUCAUGGAUGAAAAGGUUUUGAGGAAAGCCUCGAUUACGAAUUUCGGUGGCAAUGAUGAUUCUCCCCAGAUACCCAGUCGAGGGUCACCCGUACAUAACGGAGUGCUACCAGUGUUGGACUAUGAACACAGCCCUGGGGCAUUAAUAAACGGAAUGACCAAUGAUUUGACAGGAUUGCAACAACGCUAUGAGAUGCAUCACAUAGCACAACAGCGAUCUCCGCCCAUGCACAUGAGACAAGAUAUGACCGACAAUGUAGAGUUCUCUCAAGGCACGAGCAGCACGACAGACGUGAACAGUUAUAACUCUGAUGGAGAAGAAGAGAGCAAUUUCUCAGACGGUGCUUCCAAUAUGAAUACCUCUAUUCCAUGCUUUAAAGACGACCACGUAUCAGAUAUGCACAGAUACGGCCCACCCCCCUCACACGCUCCACUCUACCUACACCACUCCCCACACAUGCCUUCGCCUAAUGGUCUCCUUGGUGUCAUUCACCCGGGUAACAUGUCGUCUCUAGCAGCUGACGGCUCGUACAGAUCAUCACAAGGAAACGGAUACACUAAUGGCCGACACAGCCAAGAUCACAGCUUGAGCGACUCAUCUUCGCAGACCACUAUACCCAGUCCGCAUGCAAGACACGAGAUAUUGAACAGAAUGGAACCACCCGCCAUGAGAGCAAAACGCUCGACCACAAACGGCCAUGGUGGCUACGACCCUCGUCCACUGGUAAUGCCGGAUGCAUACCCAGUUGUAGGCCUACCAGACAUGAGAGAUGUACAUCACACGCACGGAGAUCAGCUGUCAUUCAGUGACUUCGGUGAAGCCUCAACGUACGCAUCAACAGAACUGGACGAAGCACUCAACUGUAACUACGAACUUGAACCCGGCUUCUACAGUUUAACGGCCACUGACUACGGUGAUCAUGACGACACGUAAAAUUUAUAAAGACACAUACAGAGAUUCAUUGAACUGCUGUCUGUCUGCCACUAUUCAAGAGCACUGAACUGUUUAUAUUAGGUAUGUACAAUGUCAUCUGUUUGUGCUGGUAGGAUUUUGUGUUCACAAUUGCUGCUGCAUUUUAUAUCCAUUCUCUGUCAAUUAUUUAUAUAAGUGCUUGCCUCAGCAACCACUGAAUUAUGUUAGCCUCUUGUGGUUUGGCUCCACUUUACGUGUGUUGUCCUUUCAUUGUGCACGUAUUACCAUUUUUGUAAAGACCUUUUUUUAAUAUCAGCAACUACUGUUUUCGA
Halichondria panicea is the source of this 4057-nucleotide messenger RNA. Its product is annotated as protocadherin-11 X-linked-like. The transcript is spliced from 3 exons. NCBI's taxonomy places the organism in Eukaryota, Metazoa, Porifera, Demospongiae, Suberitida, Halichondriidae. Bases 192 to 3746 code for a protein of 1184 amino acids. Gene Ontology annotation, molecular function: calcium ion binding. The record is from RefSeq and is a predicted model, not a curated record. Gene Ontology annotation, cellular component: plasma membrane. Gene Ontology annotation, biological process: homophilic cell-cell adhesion.